AUGUCAGGCAGCAUUCUCUCUUCACUUUUGCUCGUACUGGGAGUCGGUGCCGUCUCAAGUUAUUUGGUUCUGCGCAAACUACGUCUUGGUCGACUACCUUUACCUCCAGGCCCUCCUUCAUACCCUAUAAUCGGACAGCUACUAUCUAUUCCCAGAUCCUCAGAAGGUCGCGCAUUCAUCGACAUGAGUGCAAAGCUAAAUUCCGACAUCAUUUCGUUUAAUGUCUUUGGCACAACCAUCAUCGUUCUCAAUUCGAACGAAGUCGCAAAUGACCUCCUUGAGAAACGAUCAAAUAUACACUCUGGCAGAUAUUGUCCCCCCAUGAUAGCGUCACCCAAGCUCAUUAAUUUGAAGGAUUUUGUGGCGUUUAUGGAUACGAAUGAGCUUUGGAAGAAGCAGCGCCGGGCUAUGGGCGCACGCCUAAAUAAACAUGCUGUAACCACAUUUCGAUCCUUGCAAGAACUCGAAGCAAGACGGCUACUUUCACGUCUCUUGGCGGCACACGCGGAACCCAUGUCCUCGGACUUUCUCAACGAAGAGUUUUACAGGACGACUUCUGCCGUAUUUCUGGAGUCGGUCUACGGCUAUGAGCUCAAGUCAGCUCAAGAUCCAUUUUUCACUAAUAUCUCGAAAAUGAAUGCGAUCCUAUCGCACGCAUCACUCCCUACAGCCUUUCUGGUGAAUGCGUUUCCAUGGAUGGAGAACAUUCCUGACUGGGUACCGGGAACUGGAUGGAAGCAAAAGGCUUACGAGUGGCGGGAUCAGAAGGACCGGGCUAUGGGUGAUCCGUACAAUUGGGCCAAACAACGCAUAGUCAGUGGUGCCGACGACUGCUCGAUUGUCUCUCUAACCUACAAGGAGCUUCGGGAGACGGGGUGGAGCGAGGCGGACGCUGAUGAAUUUUGCAAGAGUGUAGCCACUGGUCUCUUAGGAGCGGGCACAGAAACGUCGACACUAGCGAUGAUGUGGUUCGUAGUGGCAAUGGCGAAGCAUCCAGAAAUCCAAGAGCGGGCUCAAAGGGAGAUCGAUGCGGUGGUGGGAGCUGAUCGCCUACCGACCGUCGCAGACCGACCGUGCUUGCCGUUUGUUGAGCGGUUGAUGACCGAAGUUGUGAGAUGGCACCCUAGUGCGCCAUUCGGCGCGCCUCAUAUUUGUACAGAGGAGAAUGAAUACCGAGGAUAUCGGAUUCCAAAGGGUGCAAUAAUGGUCGGACAUGUGACGGCCACUGUCAGAGACGAACGUGUGUAUCAGGAUGCAGAAAAAUUCGAUCCAGAUCGGUACCUUGAUCCAACGGUACCUCCCCCACAAGCCUUUGGGUGGGGUCUGAGGAUCUGUCCUGGUCAACACUUUUUCCGAGAGAUCUUCUUCCUUGAAAUUGCUUUAAUGCUCGCGACUUUGAAAAUCGAGAGGUAUAAAGACGAAAACGGGAACGAAUUGGUGCCGUCGGAGGAAACAACGGAAAACAGCUCAAUUGCCUGUCCGGUGCCAUUCAAGGUUAGGAUCAGUCCCAGGUCGGAGCAGCAUGCCGAGUUGAUAGGUACUGCUAUGUAA
Messenger RNA from Rhizoctonia solani, 1551 nucleotides. Its product is annotated as cytochrome P450 family protein. NCBI's taxonomy places the organism in Eukaryota, Fungi, Basidiomycota, Agaricomycetes, Cantharellales, Ceratobasidiaceae. The record is from RefSeq and is a predicted model, not a curated record. Gene Ontology annotation, molecular function: heme binding; monooxygenase activity; iron ion binding. The coding region runs from base 1 to 1551 and encodes 516 amino acids. The transcript has 13 exons.